Messenger RNA from Brassica oleracea var. oleracea, 354 nucleotides. RefSeq lists its product as uncharacterized. NCBI's taxonomy places the organism in Eukaryota, Viridiplantae, Streptophyta, Magnoliopsida, Brassicales, Brassicaceae. Bases 1 to 354 code for a protein of 117 amino acids. The record is from RefSeq and is a predicted model, not a curated record. The transcript has 2 exons.
AUGGCGCAAUGUCCGUAUGCGAGGUUCAUCUGGACCCUUUCCCCGAUCAAAGAUCCCAAAGAUGGAGUGAUGUCUAACUCCCUCUACUCAAACUUAUAUCAUGUUUUGAGAAAUCCGCUAGAUGGAAGUUUGGAUGAUGAGCGGUUAGAGUUAGGUCCUUGGAUCCUUUGGAGAUUAUGGAAGAAUAUAAAUGAGUACAUAUUUAAGGGGAAGGAUUUUGGUGGGGACAUCACUAUAAGGAAAGCAAUAGAGGAUGCAAAGGAGUGGAACAAAAGAAAUGUGGUAAAAGAAAGUGAGGUGAAAGUCCCAAUAUCCAAUCCUAUCUCUAAGGUUUGGAAACCACCGAGUAACUAG